Messenger RNA from Capronia coronata CBS 617.96, 510 nucleotides. RefSeq lists its product as uncharacterized. The coding region runs from base 1 to 510 and encodes 169 amino acids. The transcript has a single exon. The record is from RefSeq and is a predicted model, not a curated record. Lineage: Eukaryota; Fungi; Ascomycota; Eurotiomycetes; Chaetothyriales; Herpotrichiellaceae.
AUGGCAUACGCAUACUACUACGACCUGCCCCCACCAUUAGUGGACCAUCCCCACGAACGAAAACAUCAACAUGAGUCCGUGCUACAGUAUAUCGCGCACCGGCACCCGCGACCAGAAGACCACCCAAACCAGCCAGACGUGGACUUCCGCGACGCGAUCAAGGAGUAUCUAGUUGAGAUCGAAGUGCCUGGAACCAAAAAGCCCAGCGAUAUCACCGUCUCAUGGACCGGGCCCAGGUCACUGCUACUGACGGGCACCGCGUCGCGGCCCGAUUACGGCACCCCGACGAACACGGAGGUCGAGGAGGAAAAGGAAUCCCCGCACACAGGGGGCGUUCAUCUGCUGGUGGGCGAGAGGAGGAUCGGCCCUUUCAGGCGAUACAUCCAUUUCCCGACCGACGUGGAGAAUGUCAGCGUCACGCUCGAGGCUGGCUUGCUGAAGAUCCGCGCGCCCAAGAAGGGCUUCUCCGACGCUGAGGCCACGAAGGUCGAAGUCAAGCAUGAGGAGUGA